CCUACCAAACUUUGCUCUUCAGAGAGUUGCCGAUAAGUUAGCGGCGCCGUAGGCCGCGAACUCGCCAUGGCUCUCUCUACACAAUACCAUGAGCACAAGCCAAAUGUGCCAAUUAUUAUGGAAGAUGUGUUUGGCUGGGUGCGGGAAGGCAACGCAUUUCAGGUUCGAGUGUGGCUCGACGAUCAUGAGCAUGAUCUCAACGUAGGCGAUGAUCAUGCCUUUUCUCUGCUUCACUGGGCUGCCAAAGAAGGCCACGUCUCAAUAGCUGAGAUGCUAUUGUCUAGAGGAGCACGAGUGAAUGCCACAAAUAUGGGUGACGAUACUAGUCUUCACCUCGCUGCGGCACAUGGGCAUAGACCAAUUGUCGUUAAGCUUCUCGCUCGCAAAGCCGACGUACAUGCGACGAACGAGCACGGAAUGACUCCACUGCAUUACGCAUGCUAUUGGGGAUAUGAACAGAUUGCGGAGGAUUUGAUAAUUUCUGGAGCACAAAUCGGUGCAUGUAAUAAGCGAGGGCAAACUCCUAUGGAUGUAUGUCAGGGACCCAGUCGGCAAGCCAUCGCUGAAAUUGCCAUUGAGAACGGACAAAAUCCAAACGAACGAAUACCCUUCAAGGAUCAGACUUGGAAAGGAACGAAGUCUCGCACCCGUGAUGCAACUUUGUCCAGAUAUACAGGAGUAGACGUCUCCUCACUGAACCUCAUCACCAAGAUUGCUGAGUCCCAUACGGGAGAACUGUGGCGUGGUAAAUGGCAAGGAAACGACAUCGUGGCUCGCAUUCUAGCUGUGCAGGAAGUCACCCCACGGAUAUCCCGUGAUUUUCAGACUGAGUUUCCAGCUCUUAGGAUUUUCGCUCACACAAACAUCUGCCCAGUUUUGGCAGCUGCAAAUCAACCUCCGAAUCUAGUUGUUAUCAGCCAGUAUAUGCCUUUUGGUAGUCUCUACAAUGUGCUUCAUGAGCAAAGCUCCGUUGUCAUCGAUCACAGCCAAGCCAUUCGUUUCGCUGUGGAUAUAGCUCGAGGAAUGUCAUAUUUACACAGUCUCGAUCCUCCCAUUCUCAGGUACUACUUAUCGAGCAAGCAUGUGGUAGUGGACGAAGAGUUAACAGCGAAACUCUCAAUGGCAGAUACGAAAUUCUCAUUUCAAGAAGUCGGAAGGUUAUACUCCCCUGCAUGGAUGAGCCCAGAGGCACUCCAAAGAGAUCCUGAAGACCUAAACAUCAGAGCAGCAGACAUGUGGAGCUUCGGUAUCAUGUUGUGGGAAUUGAACACUAGAGAAGUGCCUUUCUCAGAUCUUCAACCGAUGGAAUGCGGAAUGAAGAUAGCUCUCGAAGGCCUUCGAGUGCAGAUUCCUCCCGGCAUUUCUAGAAAUAUGGGACGAUUGAUGAAUAUAUGUCUCAAUGAAGAUCCAGGCAGAAGACCAAACUUUGAUCAAAUAAUACCUAUCCUCGAGAAGAUGUCACAAUGAUAAUUUGUAUAUAUAGCUUCAAUCAAGACCUUGUAACGCUCUAAAGAUUAUAGAAGUGCCAAGCAUAAUUUUUAUCUUUUUUAUUUGCGGUUGAUCGUAAGAGAAGAUCGAUUGAAAAUGUAUUUUUUCACGUUAUGUGCAUUGCCAAAUUCGGUGCUUUCCAUUAACUGCUUGUUCAUCCUCGAUCGAUGCAUGCUGGGAGCCGAUUUUAUGUGAUUUUUAUGAAAUGAUGGUUCUCAACCUGACUGCCCAAAGGUUUUCUAAUAAAGUUUAGCCUU
This is a messenger RNA of Cylicocyclus nassatus, 1745 nucleotides long. Lineage: Eukaryota; Metazoa; Nematoda; Chromadorea; Rhabditida; Strongylidae. The record is from the annotation of a GenBank genome assembly.